Molecule: messenger RNA, 9048 nt
Organism: Bombus pyrosoma
Lineage: Eukaryota; Metazoa; Arthropoda; Insecta; Hymenoptera; Apidae
Gene: mGluR
Product: metabotropic glutamate receptor
Exons: 8
Coding region: 3808-6552 (914 amino acids)
Biological process (GO): regulation of synaptic transmission, glutamatergic; G protein-coupled glutamate receptor signaling pathway
Cellular component (GO): membrane
Molecular function (GO): group II metabotropic glutamate receptor activity
Source: RefSeq, a predicted model, not a curated record
GAGUCGACACGAACUACCAUUUAACCCACUCUAGGCCGAUCUCUAGCUAAAAGACAAUCUUCAGAAACCGACAUAUCGAUGUUCUUAUGGUCUUGUUUACGUAUUAUUCACUUUUCACUCUCUCUUACAGUCAUUAACCACUUCCAAUUUCACACAAUUUUUAAUUUCUCUGCUACACUCUUUCUGCGCGAUCUUAUACCUCCAACUGUUUUCAUAAAUGACUGAUAACGAUUACCGAUAAAGAAUUCCCUCACAUGACGCACACGGUGCGUCACUAGUUUCGAAGCUGUUAACAAUCUAGUGGUUCAAUAAUCGCGAACCGAGCUCGAGCCAGACUUUAUAUGCAACAGACACCUGUCUGAUGUUUAUCGAGCAACGACUCAAAACCGUUCUGCUUUACGCACACCAAUUAUUCACGGUACGUGAGCGAAUUAGCAAAUUUCUAGCGGUGAACGAGACGGGCUGUUCAUUUAGAUUCUCGAGCAACAGAUUUCUUUUGCUUCUUCCGUUCGUUCGAAUUAAUUCAUAUUCUUUUUAACAUAUCGGAAGAAAACAGACAAACAAUUUAACGAUGUUUUAAUAGAGUACGAUCUCACAGAGAUUUCAAACGUUAGGUAUAGUAUAUUAUUACACGUAACUAGGACAGUUUUGUCAGUGAUUCUAAUAGAAUUUGUUAGCUAUUCGGUGCAGGCAUUAUAAUUUCAGACGGUCUAUCCAGGUCUACAGGAUACAGAACCGGGAACAAGCCUCAAGAAUAUCAAAUCACAGAAAACCCGAUUUACUUUAUGCAAUAUACAGAUUCUCCGACGUUGAGAGGUAAAACCAGCGAGUCUAAGGAAUAUUUAAUUCUGCGCAUUUCAGCCAUGAAAGCGGCUGCUAAUCCUCAAACGAUCUUUCGUCAGGAGCUCCAUUGAAAAUUCGAUGCCCGCUAUUUCGCACGCGCUGUGCUUCGAAUAGAAAAUGCUACUUCCGUAGACGUUCUUCCGUGGACGUUCUACAGGGGUUAAACAUAAAAGUUGUAAAAUGAAGCGACGAUGACGAGGCGGCAAUCGUCCCUCUUAUUAAUUGUAAUUUUUUGUUGAAUUUUAAAAGGUUAUAUUGAAAUCUUUGUUACGUUAUUACGACAACUGAUAAUAGGUGAUCGAAGAUCUGUCUCAAACUAAUGGAAACACAUGAAUUUUAUUAAACGAAUGGAGCAGUCGAUGUAAGCGAGUAAAACGAAAGUACCUAUGAUUUCCGAAAGUAUUUGAACACUUGAUAGAAAUUUUUUAUGAAUAUAGGCAUCAUACCUGUUAUAUGCGUUAUGCAUUAGCAGUUUAAUAUGAUACGACUAUUGCAUGAUUAUAUCAUUAUUUACCGAAAAUAUAUCUACACAUAAUAAAAAAUUAGUAUGUAGCAUGAAUACAAGUUUUAAUGAUAGUAACAAUUUCGAAUCUUGUUUCAUUUUUACGACAUCCGAUGAAGACGACACGUAUCAAGAAUCGUUGAUAUUUCAACGAGGGGGAGACCACAGACACGUGUCUUGAUCUCUGAAAAAAUUGACCGACAAGCACGAGAUUGUACAAAAGGGGAUGUUUUUCCGUAAAAACGUUAAGAGAACUUUUCUAGAAGAACUUUUCUAAAAGCUGGAGCGACGCUGAACCGAGGAAAAGCAAUACGGUUGCGAUAGCGUAGGAAAUGCGAAAUUAUUUGUUCUUUCCCCCUUUCUCACUCGGUGAAAUCGUUGCAAUUGUGUUAUAGAGGGGCGUAAACGCCAGAAUCGCCGGAAACAAUGCUUUGCGAGACAACAAUGCUUUCGCUUGCUUCCAACUAUCUUUUGAAGGAAACUAAUUCGACCAAGGAACAACGGAGAAUAGUUAAAAAGGACAGACAGGAUGAUGCUACGCGAUUAUUGUAACGAACAGGGGUUCUCUUUUGAACUUACUAAGAGAUUCCUCAUUUAGAGAGAAGUAAAACUAUUCUUCGACUCUACAGGUCUAGAUACCUGUAAAUUCAUGAGUAGUUCAACCUCGAAGCGCUUCUAUGGAGAUUAUUAUAAUACGUUAUGUAUAGUUGUCUUGAUAUUUAUCUCGUGUUUGAAUUAAUAAUCGCCUCGUUUCGAGUGGUUAAAUAGCACAUCCACAAAAUUGGAAAUAAAUAGGUUUAGCAUUAAAUUUAUCGCGUUUAUUAAGUGUACUAUUUUCAUUACUGUGUACAAACUGUCGCUCAGAACUGCUCUUCUUAAAUGACCUAUCUACCAUUCUGAAACAUCCGGAAGAAUAUCAAAGUGACGAAACCAAUAUUUCACUUUUCAAUCCUUUCGAUCAAACAAAUACAAAAUUCCGUCGCCGCCCUUUUACCUUGAUUGAUUUUAUAAAUCGUCUGCAUUAAAUUAUCGACCUUUCCUAAUUAACACUUCCGUCUAAGAUUGUAAUACCCAUAUCUAAUCGUGUGAUAUCCAGAGAUUUGAACUAAUAUUUUCUGGAUGUUAAAUUACUCAGUGUCCAAUGUGAUAUGAAAAUUCGUUACUCCUCGCUUCGAUCGAACCAAUUUGGAAUUCCAUCAUAAUCCACGAUUUUUUCGUCUGGUUUCGCAAAACUUGUUGAACUCUGCCCCUUGUAGUUGUCGAGUAUCCGUUCGCCACGAUGCGACGCGACGCGACGUUCUAUUGCAUAUAUCGAGCCUGUGUAUCCGGUUUUCGGACUAAUAAUUUUGCGGGUAACUUCCGGCCUGUGAUUGCCCAGGAAACUACUAAUGCGCGCACGUCCUAUACACACACAUAUGUGAACAUAAAUGUAUACACAGACGAUAGCGGAUCGAACGUUUCCGUAGUCGGCCUCGAAGAUACACGCGAGCAAUCGAGAUUGCUUUUCGCGAGAAAUCUUUUUCCCCACCUCUCUAUCUGGGUCUCUCUUGCACAGCUCGGGAAAGAACAUCUGGCGACCUAUCUUUUCGUGAUACAGACAACGAAGGAAAUUGUUCGGAAAUUCGUGGAAGGAAACUAAGAAAAUAAUGGACAUCGAAUCGGAGGGUGAACUUGUACUUAACCAAUUAAGGACCAAGUACACGAAUAAUACGUGAAAGUUGUAUAAACGUAACAUUAUUGGAAAACGAAAGCAGAAAAUGACUUGAACGACGAAGAAUCGUCGAAAUAGAGUCGUGAUGCGUGUCGCGAAAUUGAUGAAGAAGCACUUUUCCGGGUCGUCUGAUCGGAAAAUAAAACACAUUCGGCUGAUGACUUCGGACGAUCGAUAAACUAUGCUGAAGGCGAGGAGGAUAAACCAAGAUUUGAGCCGGGCUUUUUCGGGACGGUGGCUCAGAAACAAAAGGUUGAAGAUGCUCGAGGAAACGAUGGAUGAAAUCAUAGCUAGGAUUACUCUUGAUAAAACCGUAUUAACGAAGGAACAUACGAAAGUGAUCAGACAACUUUGGAUCCGUCUAUUUCGCCACUACCAAUCAUUCCGUAUCUAAGGAUCGUCGAAGGACUGCCUUUAACGUGUAAAUAGAAGAUGUCCAAAUGAAACCUGGUGACCACGGAAGGCCUAAAAUCAUCGACCUAAGAUUUUUCUACAGUGCGCUUGAAGCACGGCAACCUAAUCUCGUUAAGUUCCGAGCAACCGAUAAAUACAUAGAAUUUGUAGAAACCUUGACCAUCCCAAUCGAGGAAUCGACUUCAAAGAAAUGUCCAACUAAUCGUAAAUCGGACAGAAAACAUUCGUCAACGUCAUUCAGAAGAAGUUUCUCACGAGAACGCGGCAUAAAAUGCUUCGAUCUUUGAGCAAACAUCAAGCUCCGCGCAACAAGUAGACAAAGUCCAAGUCGGCUAAAAUGAGCCAGCCUUUCGUUCAGAUGUUGAUUCUGCUGCUAUCACUGCACCAGCUAUCGGUGUUGAGUCAAUCGAAGGCGCACAGCGAGCGGGAAGCGGUGCUGAUCCCUGGCGACAUUGUUCUGGGAGGACUGUUUCCGGUGCACGAGAAGGGCGGCGCCUCUUGCGGGCCAAGCGUCUACAAUCGAGGCGUGCAACGACUCGAGGCGAUGCUGUUUGCCGUGGAUCAGAUCAACAAAGACAAGAAGAUACUUCCAGGCAUCACGCUGGGCGUACACAUUCUUGACACCUGUGGCAGAGACACGUACGCGCUCAACCAAAGUCUGCAUUUUGUUCGAGCAUCUCUGUCCAAUUUGGACAUCAGCGUGCUUGAGUGUGCGGACAAAUCCGUGCCCAGGGUGAAGAAGACGGCCAGUGCUGGGCCGAUCUUCGGCGUUAUCGGAGGUUCCUAUAGCUCGGUGUCGUUACAAGUGGCAAAUUUGCUGAGGUUGUUUCACAUUCCACAGAUCUCGCCUGCCUCUACCGCUAAGGCGCUUAGCGAUAAGACCAGGUUCGACUAUUUCGCGAGGACGGUACCUCCGGACACAUUCCAAUCGAUCGCGUUGGUGGACGUGGUGAAAAGUGCAAAUUGGUCCUAUGUCUCGACCGUCUACUCCGAGGGUAGCUAUGGAGAAUACGGGAUCGAGGUGUUCACCAGGGAAGCGACAGAGCGUAACGUGUGCAUCGCGGUAGCGGCGAAAGUGCCUAGCGCCGCAGACGAUCGUGUAUUCGACGAUAUCAUCCAGAGACUGAGUAAAAAACCGAAUGCCAGAGCUGUGAUUCUGUUUACCCGCGCAGAGGACGCUAGAGGAAUCCUCGAAGCGGCGAGAAGAUCCAACAUGACAGCAUCCAGUCAACCGUUUCAGUGGCUGGCUAGCGAUGGCUGGGGUCGUCAAAUCAAACUCGUAGAGGGUCUCGAAGAAGAAGCUGAAGGCGCUAUCACGGUAGAGCUUCAGUCUGAGAACAUUCCAGGCUUCGACGAGUACAUGGCCUCCUUAACUCCGGACUCGAACCGUCGAAACCCUUGGUUCAGCGAAUACUGGGAGGAAGUGUUCGGUUGCGUUCUCAAAAAGAAUAUCAGGCUCGUAGGAAAUCAAAAUAGCACCGUGUGCUCGUUGAAGCUUAGACUGACCUCGGAAACCGGAUAUGAGCAAGAGUCGAAGGUUCAAUUCGUCGUGGAUGCCGUGUACGCUUUCGCGUUGGCACUGCACAACCUUCAGAGGGACGUGUGCACGAAAACCAGCGGUUUAUGCGCCGCGAUGGCGAACUACGACCGAGCCCUAUUCUAUAGAAACUACCUGCUGAACGUGUCCUUUACAGACACUGCUGGCAGCGAGGUAAAGUUCGACGAGCACGGGGACGGGUUGGCGCGGUACGAAAUCCUCAACUUUCGGAAAUCGGCAACUAACGGGACUAAUGGAUACCACUAUCGGGUGGUAGGAAAAUGGUUCAACUCAUUGGAUAUUCGCACGGAGGAACUGGUCUGGGCACGAGGCACCAAGGAUCUACCAAUCUCGGCAUGCUCGCUACCCUGCGAGUCAGGUAUGAUAAAGAAGCAACAGGGUGACACUUGUUGCUGGGUGUGCGACCAGUGCGAGGAGUACGAGUACGUCUACGAUGAGUACACCUGCGUGGACUGUGGCCCGGGCAAAUGGCCACACGAAGACAAAAGGGGCUGCUACGAGUUGCCCAUCAACCACAUCAGAUGGAACAGCGCGUUUGCGAUCGCGCCAGCGGUGAUUUCGUGUCUUGGAAUCGUGGCCACCCUCGCAGUCGCGUGUCUAUUGUUCCACCAUAGAGACACACCCGUAGUUAGAGCAUCAGGACGUGAGCUUACGAUCAUUCUGCUGGCUGGAGUGCUCGUUUGUUACCUCAACACGUUCCUGUUGCUAGCAACGCCUACUACAGUUACCUGCAUUCUUCAGAGGUUCGGUGUGGGGGUGAGUUUCAGUGCAGUUUAUGGAGCACUGUUGACCAAGACGAAUAGGAUCGCCAGAAUUUUCGAUUCUGCAUCGAGGUCGGCCGUUAGGCCGAGGUACAUUAGUCCUACGUCCCAAGUCUGCAUCGCGGCCGCGCUGAUCGCAUUGCAGGUGGUUUUGACCCUGGUAUGGAUGAUCAUCGAACCACCGGGAAGAAGAUUCUCCUACCCAGACCGCAAGCAGGUGAUCCUCAAGUGUAAUAUCCAGGACAUGAGCUUCCUCUUCUCCCAGUUGUACAACGCAUUGCUAAUCCUAAUCUCAACAGUGUACGCGGUGAAGACACGGAAAAUACCGGAGAACUUCAACGAGAGCAAGUUCAUCGGCUUUACUAUGUACACCACCUGUAUCAUCUGGCUGGCAUUCGUGCCGAUCUACUUUGGAACCGGAAACGCACACGAGACUCAAAUUACCACACUCUGCGUGGCGAUUAGUUUAAGCGCCACGGUGACAUUAGUUUGCUUAUACUCGCCAAAGGUGUACAUCAUCGUCUUUCAACCGGACAAAAACAUCCGCAGGAAAGUCACUAUGGGGGAUAAGUCUAAGAAGCAAGGGAGUAGCGCGGGAACUUCUUCUAUUACCAAAUACACGGGAUGUGAACUAACCAGCGAGAGCAUGCCUCUGCAGAGUGCACUGACGGCCGCGGUACAGACGUCUGUAGGCGUGACGGAGAUCUCCCUAGCGUCGAACACGUCGGGCAAAACUAAUAACGAGCGAGUAGCGCAGCUGUAGAGAAGCGGGCUGUAACUCAGAUUUGAGGAAACGCGGCAUUCUGGCGGCCGGCCAACCGAUAAGACCUCCGAGUCCGCUGAAGGAGGACCACGACACGUGUGAAUAGUGCGAAUUCGUGCUAAUAAAAAAAGUAUGUAUUUCGAAUACGGUGGAAAAGUUGCACAGCAAAAAAGCAGUCGUGCAAAUCGGACGAAAAUAAUGUGUGUAUGUGUGUGUGUGUGUGCGCGUGUGAUAUGAGAGUGACGGGAAAAGUCACUAGAGCCGGCUUAACGAAGGCACUUCCGAUUCUUCCUUCUGUGCGCACUGCUGGUUCCUACGAUACGCCUUCGAUCCUCCACGGCCAUAAGCAAGCUCGACUUCCUUCCACGUAGAUCCAUCGUACGAUUAAAAAUCAGGGAUCUUGGAUCCCAAGAGUGGAGAUAACGCGAAAAAGAAAGACAUCAAAGAAAAACACCGUGACUACGUCGUAUGUACAUACGCUUAGAUUACUCUGUUUAUUACUCGUGCACGAAGUGUACGAUAUUACAAGAUAUGCUAACAUCGCGAUAUAUGGAGAACUGUUUAUAAGCGUUAUUACGAAAACCUGCGUUGCAUAUUAUUCAAUUACGACACAAAUAUCGGUACUGUCGCUGUCGUUUUCGUUCGUUCAUUAUAUCGAGAUCAUUCGUAUCGCGAUCGCUGUUGUCGUUAUUGUUACUGUUAAAACGGUUAUCUUUGUGAAUAAUAUAUAUGAACGAUAUACGUACACAGGCACGUACACGGAUAUUUAUAUUAUAUGCCAAUAUAGGUAUAGUACACAGGCGAUCUGGCUGGCAUGAGUUUGAAAGUCUGAAUAUGAUUAGUCUCAGCAACGAGAUCGAACGAAUCGGAAGUCAGCAUCAUUGACGACAGCUAGAGGAGAAUUCGCAGAAAGAAUAUUCCAACAAUUACCAUCCACAGGCAAAUGAAUUUUACAAUGUUUGCAUCUGUUAUUGGUUUAACGAGCUGACUAAUUGGUACAAUUAAAGCGGCGCGUUCGGCCGCGUACCGACGAUUAAAUUCGAUUACGAUUAAUAAUGAUGCGAUCGAAUAGAGUUUUCUCUCUGGUAUUUAGUCGAGUAUUUAACCGAGACUACGCUAAAUGCUAAAUCGUUUGAGUACCUGCAUGCGCACACUCGUGCGUAUGGGUGACUCGUGCCAGGAAUUACUCUGUCGGAAAGGGUUUGCUCACGCAUAUGUAAUUAGCUUGUUCGAGUAAUCGACGUUCAUUGUCCACGUUCUUCCCACAUAGAUCGUUGACGAAGUAAAGAAGAAAAUAUUUACAUUCCGCGAGAUGUAUAUAUAUAUAUAUAUAUAUACUAUUACAUAAGGUACUCGCGUACAUACAAGCACAUACAUAUACAAAUAAACACGCAAAUACAACUCUAUCGUUGCACGAGAUAUUAUGUGCUUCUUUUCGGCACACGAUUACGUAAAUUGUUAAUUUUACUCGUAACUAGCUGCAAUUAAUUCGGGAAGAUCGUUCGUUAUAAUUGGAAACGAAACUAAAUUUCCAUUAAAAGAAUAUCUUUCAUUUUCGAAUCACUUCCCGCAUUUUUUGUAUGGAUUUGAGUUCCUAAAGGACAUGAAAUUGUUUCGAUUACGAGCUAGAUCGUUCCAUUAAGAUUGUUAUUAUUUUUUAGCGAGUAAUUGAUAUCUUUAACGAGUUGAACGUUUCAAAUGUUUAUUUCUGUUGUUUAUUAUAAUCGUAAAGUGUUCGGAUCGCAAAUAUGGAAUUACCAGCAGUUAAUAAAGAGGAGCGUAAAAGAAGUGCAAUUCGAUAGUCCGCCGUACGACACUUUAGAACAAUAACUGGAGUACAGAGAGAACAAGGAUGACAAAGAGAAAGAGGAUAUGAAAGAGAAGAAGGAAGGGACAGGAAAAUGACGAUGACAGGGAAAGAUGAAUGGCGGAAAAUUUUGAAACUAGGCCGACUACGCGAUGAGCGGAUUCAAUAUACAUUUCCUCCAUGAAUAGUAGACAAUAAACAAAUCGCUAUAAGGCGAACUUCAACCUGGUUCGAUCAAUAUCAGGAUUUACACUCGACCUGUUCGAUUAACAACACCACGAUUUCGUUCUCUGAGGCGACUAGUGGCAUUUAGUUUUUUGCUGGAGGCAUGUAACGGAGGAAACAAGAAAGACGACUAUUGAAUCGUACGAGAAGUCUCGAAGAUUAUAAUUCCAAAAUUCAUUUAACGAUCUGCAAAGAUCGAACUAUUGAUAAGAAAAAUCGAGAUAUAGAGAAAGUUAGAUUGUUGCACUUGUAAUUAUAAUCUUCGACGAUUAUACGCACGAAUGAAAGCACGAUUGUUACGAACGAACAAAAUUUUGUCGUUAUUAAGAAGGAGAAUGUAAGAAAAGAUUAACGCGAUGAAGAAUUAUAGUUCGAAUGAAUACGACGCAUCAUACAAAAAAGAUAACUUUGUAUCUUUUAUUAUAACACCGAUCAUUGAAAUAGAUUUUCCCUGUCAAAAGGAA